AUGUCGACCGUGAAAGUUAAGGUUGCUGUGAGGGUUCGCCCCAUGAACAGGCGAGAAAUCGACCUUGGCACCAAAUAUAUUGUUGACAUGGAAGGGAAUCAGACUAUACUGUACCAUCAUCAGAACAGCCCGCAUGAUGGUGGAGGAGAACGAGGAAAUGGGGCAGGUGGCAGAAAGGCUCCAAAGACAUUUGCAUUUGAUCAUUGUUUUUGGUCUAUUGAUGAAAGCAAUCCAAAAUUUGCGGGUCAAGAAAAAGUUUUUAACUGCCUUGGUCAGGAUGUGCUGGAACAAGCAUUUGAUGGGUACAAUGGCUGUAUAUUUGCCUACGGACAAACAGGUUCGGGAAAGUCCUACUCCAUGAUGGGUACUUAUAAGGAGGAUGGUAAGGGAAUCAUUCCUCGUCUAUGUGAUGCUCUGUUUGAGAGAAUUGCUCAGAAUGACUCACCAGACCUUGGCUUCAAAGUUGAAGUAUCUUAUAUGGAAAUCUACAAUGAGAAAGUUCAUGACCUGCUUGAUCCCAAAGGAAGUAAACAAAACCUAAAGGUACGGGAACACAAUAUCCUCGGUCCGUAUGUCGACGGUCUGUCAAUGCUGGCUGUAGCCUCAUUUGAAGAUAUAGACAAUCUUAUGAGUGAAGGCAACAAAUCCAGGACAGUGGCAGCCACCAACAUGAACAACGAAAGUAGUCGUUCCCAUGCCGUGUUUAACAUCAUCCUGACUCAGACCCGCUGUGAUAAACAAUCAGGGUUGACUGGUGAGAAGGUUAGUAAACUUAGUCUGGUGGACUUGGCAGGAAGUGAGCGUGUCCAAAAGACUGGAGCUAUGGGAGACAGAUUACGGGAGGGAAGCAACAUUAACAAGUCACUGACUACACUUGGGCUGGUCAUCUCAGCACUUGCUGACCAGAACAAGGCAAAAAGCAAGUUUGUUCCAUACCGGGACUCGGUAUUAACAUGGUUACUCAAGGACAAUUUAGGUGGAAACAGCAAAACUGUAAUGAUAGCUACUAUCAGUCCCUCAGCUGACAAUUACGAGGAGACGUUAUCAACACUUAGAUAUGCCGACCGUGCCAAGCGAAUUAUUAACCAUGCUGUUGUCAAUGAAGAUCCCAAUGCACGAAUAAUUCGAGAACUCCGCGAGGAGGUUGAGCAACUGAAACAAAGGCUGAGUGUAGCACAGACAGCUUCUGUGUCUACUGAACAAGGGGAACAGGCGGCCAUCAAGAAUGAUCCAGAUCUCCAAGAUCGCCUGGAAGAGACAGAAAAACUAUUCAAGCAGAAGACAAAAACAUGGGAAGAAAAACUGGCGGAAACAGAGAGAAUCCAUCAGGAGCGUCAUGAGGCCCUUGAGAAGAUGGGGGUAUCCGUGCAGACUUCGGGGAUCAAGGUGGAGACAGGCACCCAUUAUUUAGUUAACCUCAAUGCUGACCCCUCAAUGAACGAGCUGCUGGUAUACUAUCUCAAGGAACACACACUAGUGGGCAGCACUGAUGCAACAACCCAACAGGAUAUACAAUUAAGUGGACUUGGAAUACAGCCGGAACAUUGCCUUGUCACAAUCGAGGUCAAUGAUGUUUUCCUUUCACCACUUGAAGGGGCCAGAACCUGUGUGAAUGGGUCCAAGAUUGUUCAGAAAACUCGAGUUCGUCAUGGUGACCGUAUCUUAUGGGGGAACAACCAUUUCUUCCGUCUCAACUGUCCCAAACUUAACAGUCCCCAGUCUAAUGAACCAGAACAACCCAUAGAUUACAACUUUGCUCAGCAGGAGUUGAUGAGUAAAGAGUUCUCCAACGACCCGAUACAAGAGGCAAUCAUUGCUAUAGAACAACAGUAUGAAGAGGAUAAACAAGAGGCCCUAGAGAAGCAGAAACAGAGCUAUGAGCGACAGAUGCAAAUUCUAAAAAGUCGGCUGAUGUCCCCAGGGACUCCAUCCAUGCCCUUUCUUCCCAUGAGCCCAAAUAUGCUGACCCCUACGGGGUCCAUAUCUGCCCAGAGCAGUAUUCAGAGGAAGUACCAGGAGUGGGCACAGCAAAGGGACAAAUCAAUCAAGCAGAGUCUGGCUAUUCUCAGAGAUGAAGUCGUCAAGGCAAACUCCCUAGUGAGGGAAGCUAAUGUCCUGGCACAGGAAAUGGGCAAACUUACAGAAUUUCAAGUUACUCUACAAAUACCAGCAGCCAACCUCAGUCCUAACCGACGGAGAGGGGCUUUUGUGAGUGAACCAGCCAUCCUUGUCAAACGAAAGGGACGGGGAAACCAGAUCUGGUCCAUGGAAAAGUUUGAAAAUAAGAUAAUAGAUAUGCGUGACAUGUACGAGGAGAGGAAAGCCACAGGACUUCCAAUGAUGGUAGAGGACGAGCACGAUUCUGAACCCUGGGAUGAUGGACCACCUGUAAAAGGCGAUCCCUUUUAUGAGUCGCAGGAGAACCACAACCUCAUUGGUGUAGCCAAUGUCUUCCUUGAAUGUCUCUUCCAUGAUGUGAAGCUCGACUAUCAAGUGCCAAUCAUCAGUCAGCAAGGGGAGAUUGCUGGAAAACUACAUGUAGAGAUCUCCAAAUUAGGAGGAUCAUUCCUGGAUAGAUAUGCUGAUACAAACGAUGAUGGAGAGGAAACCGCAGAGCCUGACCCAGUAGGGAUAGGAUCGCCAAUGAUAGUUAGGAUCUGUAUAUCUGGAGCCAAGGGGCUGCCUCCUGCCCUAUCCAACUUUGUGUUCUGUCAGUACACUUUUUGGGGCAAUGAAGACACAGUCGUGGUUCCUCCUGAGAUACAUCCUGAUUCUUUGGCACACAAGAAAUCCGACAGCAUAUCAUUCAAAUUUCAGCACAGCAAGGAUUUUAAGGUUUAUAUUACGGAGGAGUUUAUUGAGCACUGUUCUGAAGGAGCACUGUCAAUAGAAGUUUGGGGGCAUCGAAGUCCAGGGUUUGGUCUGGUAAACAACGGAAUGGACAACAUUAUAGCUCGAUCAAGGACUUUAGCAGACAGAUGGAGUGAGGUGAUGAGACAGAUAGAAUUAUGGACAGAAGUUCACGAACUUAACCACCAGGGGGAGUAUGUUCCUGUUGAAGUACAACCCAAACCAGAGGUACCAUCUGCUGGGGUGUUUCAGUUACAGCAGGGUCAUACUCGGCGAGUAUUUGUACGGAUAAAACCAGUAGCAAACUCUGGGACGCUGCCACUUAUCUGUGACUCUGUAUCAUCUAUACAAGUUGGUUGUAUCUACAUACGCAACAAAAUUCAGAAAGGUCUGGACAGUUACCAGGAGGUUGACCUCGCACACCUGCGGGACAGGUGGUCAGAUGCGCUGGCUAGAAGGAAAGAUUACUUGAAUGAACAACUCCAGAAACUCAUAAAUAAGCAAGAUAAGUCCGACUCUGAUGUGGAUCGAGAGAGAGCAUUGAUGGACCAGUGGAUGUCCCUGACAGACGAGAGAAAUGCUGUCAUGGUACCAAGUCCCGGAAGUGGUAUUCCUGGGGCACCAGCAGAAUGUUCCGGUGAGGCUCCAGAGGAUCUAGAGGAACACCGACCAGUACUGUUUCUAGAUCUAAACGCGGAUGAUAUGAGUACAUCAGGAGUCAAAGAAGGAUUCCAGGCUGCGGGUGUUAAUUCCAUUUUAGUGAAAGAACAUGCUUCCACUUUUGUCAACCUUCCUAUCAUCAAAACAUUCACCGAAAAAGAUAAUAAUAAUAGACUUCAGGUAUGUGCUGUUGCAUCCUGGGACUCUUCAAUUCAUGAUUCCCCAUACCUGAACCGUGUGACACAAUCUAACGAGCGUGUGUACCUUAUCUUAAAGACAGUGGUGCGAUUGAGUCACCCCGCGUAUAUGGAACUUGUGUUACGUAAACGUAUGUGUAUCAACAUCUACAACAACUUCAGUAUAUCUAGUCUUACAGAUCGACUCAAAAAACGCAUCACAGGUGCAGAGAAAUCCUUCGCUAGUGGAGUCACCUAUGACGUUGUGUCCAACAUACCUAAGGCAUCAGAGGACUUGGAGAAUAUGGAGAGUUUAGCACAAAUGGCUGCCUCUCAGAAUGAGAUCAGUGCCACAGACGGGGAAACCUACAUAGAGAAGUAUAUCAAGGGAAUUUCCAGUGUAGAGAGUAUUCUGACACUGGACAGGCUUAGACAGAAUGUAGCGGUAAAGGAGCUGACGGCAUCUACAGGUUUAGGACUACGUAAGACGACCAGUGUUCCCAACAUACACGCUGGAGCUCUCUCACCUAUGAAAUUAGAAGGACAGCUUCGAGCAGACAGCAUACAGGACCUCUCACUGGACUCUUUAUCAUCAGGACAACUUGGCUCGCACCCUGCUACUCCUAAGUCCCUAUUGAGCCCUCUCGGAACAAAAGUUGCAACAGUGAAACCCAUGAUGACUCUUAUAGAGGAACAGUACCAGAGAGAGACGAAGCCACUUCUUAGACAGGACACGGAGGAGGACCUCGAUGAGGAAGAACCAGAUCACAAGCAUCACAUCAGACAAGUGGAGCCUGAUCCACAUAGUAUUGGAUCUGAUGAGUUCCAGGACUUCGAGUCGUAUGAGACCCAACAAGGUUUACUUCAGGAGGAUAAAAAGGUUGUGAAUUCUAAUGAGGAUGGACACAUUGUCCACUCCUCUACAACAGACAGUCUUGUAGACAUCCAGGGUAAGAACUGUACACCAAGCCUGGUGUCCAGUGGGUAUGGCUCUCAGGCUGUAUCCAUGCUUACUCUUUCCUCUGAGGAUUCUCUUAGUCUACGGAGCAAUGAGGAUAACACAGAAUCAAACAAAGAAUCUAGAGGGGUUCCAAAAGGCAAUGCAGAGCAUGCUAAUAGUAGUGGUGACAGCGAUUUAGAGGAAGGACCAUCAGACUCGACACAAGAUAAAGUCUCAGAGACUGUUUAUCAGUCAGAAGAGGAUGUGAAGGAACAGAGCACUGUGAUCAAGGAGACACAUUCCAGUAUGGACGAGAGUCUAAGUGGUAAAGAUAUGAGUGACUCUGAUAUAAGUGUAGCAUCUGUGAGGCGCCCCAAGCUUCCAGACUUUGAUACAACAGGCACAUCACUGGAUGAAAGCAAGGGAGAUACAUAUUCACAUGAUAAGAGCAAGGGAGGUAACACUAAAGAAUGGGUGGAUCCUUAUAGUGAGACUGCAAUGGAGGAACUAGAAAAACUUGGGUUUGAUGAGGCAGAGGAGAGCAAUGACUUCACGGAUCUCCCAACAGAGGAGUCAAAGAAGGAUACGGUGGAACUGUUUAUUCGAGAAGAAGGUGACUCUGAACAAGACAGAAAUAGGGUCUUGGCCAGUACUCCUAUACGAAGGCGUGAUUUAAACCCAUCUAAACGUGCCCGACCCUCAUCUUGUAUCGUGUCACCAUCUUCACAUGCAGAUUCUACUGCGAGUAUGAUAGAGGAGAGCAUGAAGAGAAACAGCCUUGUUCUGGAUACUACUGACGAUUUGGAAACAUCAGCUGGAGAAGAUGCUUUAAGCGUGUGUUCAUUUGGAAGUCGAGCUGACCUUGACAGGUUACAGGAAGUUCCUGUCCCAUCGUGGAUACAGAUUGGUGAAAGUGUCAUUGUCAAUUCAUCUAAAGGCCCAUCAAAAACCGGAUUUGUGCAAUUUGUAGGGAAUGUGGAGUUUGCUGGAGGUCCUUGGGUCGGCGUGGAACUGGACCUCCCUGAGGGAAAAAAUGAUGGUUCUGUACAUGGCAUUCGCUAUUUCAAGUGUCGGCCACGUCAUGGUGUUUUUGUUCGUCAUGAUAAGGUUGUCUUGGACAAAAAAAGGCGAGGAUCACGUAAGAUGGCAAAGCGGCAUUCCAUGGGAGCUAAACUAAGUGGCUCAAACUCAAAUAUAUCUUUCUCUCCAGGAGUGACCUCCCCUGGUGGGAGUUCCCCUUCCUAUCUCAAAGGAACCUCAUCCAGUCAUGCUAAGAAAAAAUAAUCACCUUUGAAAACCUAUUUUUCAGUGAACAUCAUUUUUUUUUAAAGUGAUUUUCUGAAG
Ylistrum balloti is the source of this 5970-nucleotide messenger RNA. Its product is annotated as kinesin-like protein KIF13B. Bases 1 to 5910 code for a protein of 1969 amino acids. Gene Ontology annotation, biological process: mitotic spindle organization; microtubule-based movement. NCBI's taxonomy places the organism in Eukaryota, Metazoa, Mollusca, Bivalvia, Pectinida, Pectinidae. The record is from RefSeq and is a predicted model, not a curated record. The transcript is spliced from 38 exons. Gene Ontology annotation, molecular function: microtubule motor activity; microtubule binding; ATP binding.